This is a messenger RNA of Neomonachus schauinslandi (Hawaiian monk seal), 1702 nucleotides long. It is a transcript of the gene IFNGR2, whose product is annotated as interferon gamma receptor 2. The transcript is spliced from 7 exons. Gene Ontology annotation, molecular function: protein binding. Lineage: Eukaryota; Metazoa; Chordata; Mammalia; Carnivora; Phocidae. Bases 154 to 1224 code for a protein of 356 amino acids. The record is from RefSeq and is a predicted model, not a curated record.
CGCGUCGCCGCCGCUCGGGAAGGGGCGGGCCCCGCGCACCCUGCGCUCGCCAUGGCCGCCCGGGCGGCGACGUGAGCCGCUCGGCGGACCCCGCGCCGGGGCCGGGCCGUCCCCAAAGCCGCCGCCAAGCCUCCGGCGCCAGAGCCCCGGGCCAUGCGGCCGCCUCCGUCGCUCCUGUCGCUGCUGCUGCCGCUGCUGUUGCUGCUCGGCGGCCGCGCCGCCGCCGCGGCCCUGGCAGACUCUCGCGCCCAGCUGCCAGCUCCUCGAAACCCGAAGGUUCACCUGUACAAUGCCGAGCAGGUUCUGAGUUGGGAGCCGGGGUCGCUGAGCAAUGACACAAGGCCGGUGGUCUACCAGGUGCAGUUCAAAUACCCCUCUGACAGUCGGUGGUACGACACCAGGGACAUAGGCGUGGACUGUAUGAACGUCACCACGACGGAGUGUAACUUCACCCCAACCAGCCUGUCAAAUGGUUUCCCACCACAUUUCAACGUCUCUCUACGUGUCCGAGCUAAGUUGGAGGACCUGGUUUCCCCAUGGCUGUCAGUGCCUUGGUUCCUAUACUAUUGGAAUGUUACCGUUGGACCUCCUGAGAACGUCUGGGUGACCCCGGGAGAAGGCUCCCUGAUCAUCAGAUUCUCCUCUCCCUUCGACAUCCCUGCCUCCCUGGCCACUUUUGUGUACUACGUCCAUUACUGGGAAAAGGCAGGAAUCCAAAAGGUUAAAGGUCCCUUCAGGAGCAACUCCAUUGUGCUGAAUGACUUGAAGCCCUUAAGAGAAUACUGUUUACAAGUGAAGGCGCAUCUGGUUUGGACAUACUACAACAACAUCUCUAGACCCGGACAUUUAAGCAACAUAUCUUGCUACGAAACAACAAUGGAUGCCACUACCAAGCUUCAACAAGUCAUUAUCAUUGCCGUGGGUAUCUUUCUGUUGCUGUCGGCGCUGGCGGGGGCCUGUUUCUUCCUGGUCCUGAAAUACAAAGGCCUGAUAAAAUACUGGUUUCACUCUCCGCCAAGCAUCCCGUCACAAAUCGAAGAGUAUUUAAAGGACCCGAGCCAGCCUAUCUUAGAGGCCCUGGACAAGGACACGUCGCCAACGGAUGAUGCCUGGGACUCUGUGUCCAUCGUUUCGUUUCCAGAUAAGGAGCAAGAAGACGUUCCCCAAAGCACUUUGACCCAAGACUCUGGUCCGGUCUGCCAGCCUGUGGGACAAGAGCUCUGAGCCGAGGAGGCUGCUGAUGGCCCUGGCAGGACUCUCUGGAGCCCAGUAUUCUGUAUUCCUGUCCCCAAAAGGCCCGUCAGUGCCUGGGAAGACGUAACGGGUCUCAUGGGGGCAACAAGCCUCAUUUUUUUUGAGUUUUCUAAUCAUACACGUUUCCAGAAUGAUUCUACAGAGAUAGCCCCGAAAGAUUAAGAUUUCUCUUAAACACUAAAAAGACACGUAAUUAUUUGUUAGCAAAGCAGCUCUGGCAUGCCUCUGAUGCUUUGUUAGUUGGCAGCCAGGACACGGGGUCCCCUCCUUGACGCAGCCCUGCGGGCAGAUCACGUCACCUGUCCCAGUCUGUCCCAAGAAGGGACAUUAAGUGGCCCUUCUUCAUAUCCAGUCACCUGACUUAAAAUGUGAUUCUUCCUGUAAAUAGUUUCCUAGUGAUUUAAGCCUUUUUUUUUUUUAAGCUAAUAAUAAAAGACUGUAAUUAACU